CCUCCUUCUCUCCCGGCCUCCGCGCUACGGCGCGCCUGGGCUCCGGAGCCGUCAUGGGCGCCGCCGCGUGGGCAUCGUCGCCCCUGCUGCUGCGCGUGUCUCUCCUGAUGCUGAUUCUGCCGCUCCCGGGGCUGCCCGCGGGCUCCUGGGACCCGGCCGGUUACCUGCUCUACUGCCCAUGCAUGGGGCGCUUCGGAAACCAGGCCGAUCACUUCUUGGGCUCCCUGGCUUUUGCAAAGCUGUUGAACCGCACCUUGGCUGUACCCCCUUGGAUUGAGUACCAGCAUCACAAGCCUCCCUUCACCAAUCUCCAUGUGUCCUAUCAGAAGUACUUCAAGCUGGAACCCCUCCAGGCCUACCAUCGGGUCAUCAGCCUGGAAGACUUUAUGGAGAAGCUGGCACCCACUCAUUGGCCCCCUGAGCGGCGGGUGGCAUACUGCUUUGAGGUGGCAGCCCAGCGAAGCCCUGAUAAGAAGACAUGCCCCAUGAAGGAAGGAAAUCCCUUUGGUCCAUUUUGGGAUCAGUUUCAUGUGAGUUUCAACAAGUCCGAGCUUUUUUCAGGCAUUUCCUUCAGCGCCUCCUACAAAGACCAGUGGAUCCAGAGAUUUUCUCCAAAGGAACAUCCAGUGCUCGCCCUACCAGGGGCCCCGGCCCAGUUCCCCGUCCUGGAGGAGCACAGGCCGCUCCAGAAGUACAUGGUAUGGUCAGACGAGAUGGUGAAGACGGGAGAGGCCCACAUCCGCGCCCAUCUCAUCCGGCCCUACGUGGGCAUUCACCUGCGCAUUGGCUCUGACUGGAAAAACGCCUGUGCCAUGCUGAAGGAUGGGACCGCCGGCUCCCACUUCAUGGCCUCCCCGCAGUGUGUGGGCUACAGCCGCAGCACGGCGGCCCCUCUCACCGUGACCAUGUGCCUCCCUGACCUGAAGGAGAUCCGACGGGCCGUGAAGCUGUGGGUGGAAGCGCUGAAUGCCCGGUCGGUCUACAUUGCCACGGAUUCUGAGAGUUUCGUGCCCGAGAUCCAAGAGCUCUUCAAAGGGGAGGUCAAGGUGGUGAGCCUGAAGCCUGAAGUGGCCCAGAUUGACCUGUACAUCCUCGGCCAAGCCGACCACUUUAUUGGCAACUGUGUCUCCUCCUUUACCGCCUUCGUGAAGCGGGAACGGGACCUCCAGGGGAGGCUGUCCUCUUUCUUUGGCAUGGACAAGCCCCCUCAGCUGCGGGAUGAGUUCUGACCCUGGCUGGAGCACCUCGCCAGCAUAAGCCAGUCCCCCUGGCCGGGCCUGACAGCUAGCAGUGCUCCCAGCACUGGCUCCCAAGGAUGCAAGCUCUUCUCCCUCGCCAGAGACAGAAAGGCACCAGGGGCUCCUGGAGGAGGAUUCCGUGUCCCAGAGCACAGGGCUCGCCGGCUCCUGGGCCGGGCAUCUCCGCUCCCUGCGUGCCUCCUGCCAUUUCUCCCGGGCACUGCUCACACUGGCAGAGCAGUCCCACCUCCAUCUUCUGGGCUGCCCGGCUCGGAGCAGCCCGGGGGCUCAACUCUUCUCAGUGACUUUUUUAUAGAGACAGAGAUACUUAUAGUUUUGAUAUGAGGUCAUGACUACCCUAGAACUCUCCCUCAUUUUUUUUUUUUUAUAUUUUUGGGGUUUUUUUUUUUUU
Molecule: messenger RNA, 1650 nt
Organism: Hyaena hyaena (striped hyena)
Lineage: Eukaryota; Metazoa; Chordata; Mammalia; Carnivora; Hyaenidae
Gene: POFUT1
Product: protein O-fucosyltransferase 1
Exons: 7
Coding region: 54-1229 (391 amino acids)
Biological process (GO): protein O-linked glycosylation via fucose; regulation of Notch signaling pathway; Notch signaling pathway
Cellular component (GO): endoplasmic reticulum
Molecular function (GO): peptide-O-fucosyltransferase activity
Source: RefSeq, a predicted model, not a curated record